AUGAAUAAAAGUAGUAUAUUAAAUGAAAGUCCAAAUACAAUAUUGGGUUGGCCAAUAUCGGAAAAAUUACAAGUUUAUUGGUGUUAUUUAAUUCCAACUUUAUCCAGUUGUUUAAUUUAUGUUUUGUAUAUUGCUAGUGAUAUUGUAUUAGUUUAUGAACAUUUUUUAACAGAAAAUCCACAUUUUGCAGCUGCAACAUUAUUCUUUUUAUAUUUACCAGCAAUAUUUUGUUACGUAUUUACAUUAACUAGUAUUGAGCUAUGGCCUCAAAACAAGGACUUUAUUUACUUUGUUGGUUGGAUUGUGAUUAAAACUAUUGAACAUUUAUUGUUUCCUGUGUGGGCUAUGUAUGGGUAUGCAGAACGAUUAUUUUGGUCAAUUGAAGCUGUACGAUUUGAAGAUGAUGAACGUGAAAAAUGUUUAUGGAAUACAAUAAAAACACGUCCAAUCGAAUUAUACUUUUUCUUUCAAGCAUACUUACAAGCUGCACCACAACUGUUAUUACAAAUUAAUAUUUUAUUAAAUACAGAUGGUUAUAAAGCUAGUGAAACGUUAACAGCACAAUUAUUAAGUAUUAUAAUGUCAUUAUUUACGAUGGCAAAAAUUACCAUGACAUAUCAACAUUAUGAAAGUCAAAAGUUAUUAGGAAGACGAUAUCCUUGGAGUCGAAAACGUGGAACGUAUUUUAUUAAUGAAAAAGUAUAUGAUAAUGUACAACAAAUGAAUCUAGAUCAAUAUUUAUUUGAACCAACUGAAGAGAGUACAUAUUUUAUGCCACUUGAUCCAGAAGACCGUCCAGACGCCGUUUAUGAAGAAAUUGUCACAUACGAUCAUGAACCAAAACGGAUUGAAAUUAAAGCACUAGUUCAUUUACAAGCACCUUCAACCAGCACCAGUGACGAUGAUAAUGACUACAUGGAUUUACCCGAAUCCGAUAAACAAAUGUAUCAAAAUCGUGCAAUUCGAUCGAAUUCAUUCUCUUACACAAGUGGUGAAUCUUUAAAGAACCAAUUAGACGAUAUCCCCGAAGAUGAGGAAUCAGAAACAGUCGUAUCUGUACGUAGUCAUGAUUCCAAUAAUUCAAUAACAUUUCGUCAAAUAUCAAGUGCAACAUCGCCACCAGAUUAUCCAGCACCAGCUCGACCUGACGAAGUUUCGGUAUCAAGUACAAAUUUUAGUGAACGCGAUUUAAAUCGUAAUAUUGAUGAAUCAACACUACCAAAACGUAAAUUCCCCCAACAAGCACGUGGUCAAGAUGAUGUUAUUGGUAAAACUGUUUUAUUUAUAAUGUGGCUAUGUUUUAUAACUGCACGUAUUUUAUCGAUUUCAGUAUUUGCUGUAUUUUUUACAAACUUGACAGUAUAUUUUAUUUUAAUACAUUUUUCUGUAAUAUUAGGCAUAUUAAUAUUUUGGACUAAAACACGUGAUAUCAAUCGUAUUAUACAAUUUAUAUUUUUAAGGUACUUACCGCUUACUUACCUACGUAUUAUACUGAUUACUCUCUUAAAACCGUUACAAGGUGAUCCUUUAUAUUUGACUACCAUUGUGAACAAGCCGUUUAUGUAA
Molecule: messenger RNA, 1566 nt
Organism: Chrysoperla carnea
Lineage: Eukaryota; Metazoa; Arthropoda; Insecta; Neuroptera; Chrysopidae
Exons: 5
Coding region: 1-1566 (521 amino acids)
Biological process (GO): apoptotic process involved in development; phosphatidylserine exposure on apoptotic cell surface; engulfment of apoptotic cell
Cellular component (GO): plasma membrane
Source: RefSeq, a predicted model, not a curated record